AUGGAAGGUCGCGUUCUUCCUCCUCCUGAUUAUAAAAUGCAAAUCAUAAUUAUCGGCGACUCCGGCGUCGGAAAAACGUCGUUUAUGGAUCGAUUCACCGAAGGCGCCCAUCGUCAGGCAUAUUCGGCCACAGUGGGCAUCGACUUCAAAGUCAGAAGACUCGAUAUUGACAACAAAACCGUGAAGAUGCAGAUUUGGGACACGGCGGGCCAAGAAAAAUUCAACUCCAUCACGACGGCGUACUAUCGACAGGCGAGAGCGGCAGUGGUGAUGUACGAUGUGACGAGGCCAGCUACCUUUCAAAAUCUGAGAAAGUGGUUCACCCUUCUCGAGACGCACGCCAGAACGGACGUGAGCAAGAUUCUUGUCGGAAACAAAACUGACCAGAAGGAAAACAGAGUUAUCUCAACCGAACAAGGACAAAGAGCGGCGCAAGAAUUCGGCGCUGAGUUCUUCGAGUCCAGCGCUAAAUCCGACUCAAACGUAUUCAGUGCCUUCGAGUUUAUUGCCACAGAUGUCAUGAAAAAGAUGCCGAUGGAAUCAAAUCAACUACCUCUUGGCUUUGGAAAUUCGGGAAUCCGCCCGAGAAACGCCGACAAGACCUCAAACCCAUGUACUUGCUAA
Messenger RNA from Oikopleura dioica, 624 nucleotides. Lineage: Eukaryota; Metazoa; Chordata; Appendicularia; Copelata; Oikopleuridae. The record is from the annotation of a GenBank genome assembly.